Styela clava is the source of this 574-nucleotide messenger RNA. NCBI's taxonomy places the organism in Eukaryota, Metazoa, Chordata, Ascidiacea, Stolidobranchia, Styelidae. The record is from RefSeq and is a predicted model, not a curated record.
AUGGCGAAAAUAUUCGAGAUUCUGCUUGUGGUAAAUAUGGUGAUCUUGGGCUUCGUUUGUAGAAGUGAAGCAGGAACUGCGCAAGUCCCAGUCGAAGAUGAAAUCUGCAAGGCUUUGAAGAAUAUCGCAGUCAAUGUUGUUAAACUUAUUGGAGAAGGAAAACUAGAAGAGGCGAAAAAUGAGCUUGAUACUAAAAUCGGUGAAAUGAAGGAUUCUGGCGAUUUGGCAAAGAUCAAACAAAAACUUGAAAAAAUGAUGGGUGAGGGGAUUGCCACAGAAAAAUACGUUAUACUGACUUAUAUUGAAGGAAAACUUUGCCCCAGCGAAGCCGGCAGAGCCAUAAGAUCGAUUCAAACCUGGGCACCGAAAGAUAAGAAGAAUUGGGUGAAAUUUGUCGAGAUUAUGAUAAAAUGCCUCGGAGACGAUUUGUAGCUUUGUAGUGUAUCUUUGAAGGAGCUAUAAUGAGGCGUUUGUUUUGUAUAUACUCAUAUUGGUGUUAAUCAUUAAAAAUUGAAUUUUUCUUAGCCAUUUUAUGUUUAUUUUAGACGUAUAGGGCCAUCCGUAACUUUGGGUG